GGUGACCGUCUUCCGCCAGGAGGGGGACCUCACUUACCGCAUCCCUGCUCUGCUCUACCUGCCUCCGGAGUCCACCUUCCUGGCCUUUGCGGAGGAACGCUCUUUGCCCCGGGACGAAUUCGCCAAGUUCCUGGUGAUGCGACGUGGACGGAAAGAGGGCCUGUCCGUGAAGUGGGGACCCCUGGAAACUCUGGAGACCGCCAUCCUACCCAAAUACCGCACCAUGAACCCGUGUCCGGUGUACGACGCCAAGGAAGGCACCGUUUUCUUGUUCUUCAUCUGUGUUCUCGACCACAUCACAAACAGACAGCAGAUCCGGAGAAGCAAAAACGCGGCCAGGCUGGGCUGCAUCUUCAGCAAAGAUGGCGGACGCACCUGGAGCCCAAUGACGGACUUGACCCAAGAGGCGAUUGGAAAUGAUGUGAGCAACUGGGCCACGUUUGCUGUGGGACCCGGCCACGGGGUGCAGUUGAGCUCUGGGCGGCUGGUCGUCCCAGCCUACGCUUGCUACAUCCACGCACGUCUCUUUGGACACCCGCUCUUCUGUGGCACCAAGCCUCACUCCUUCACCUUCUACAGUGACGAUGGCGGGAAGACGUGGCUGAAGGGCCACCUUCUCCCGAAACCGCUGCAGGCGUCGGAGUGCCAGAUGGCUGAGUUGGUGGACCGGAAUAAUAGCCUGGUGUUAUACUGUAACGCCCGCAGCGGUGGCCCAUACCGACUUGAGCUCUUCAGCAAAGACGGGGGAUGCCGCUUCGAAGCGCCAACCCGAUCUCAGAAGCUGCAGGAAACACACAAUGGUUGCCAGGGUAGCGUGGUGAGUUUUCCUUCCCCACAACGGGGAUCGGAGUCUUCCUUGGCCUCCUCAAAAACCCCUGAAUCGUGGCUGGCCUUCUCCUAUCCCACCAACCGAAUGAAGCGUGCGGAUCUGGGCAUCUACUUGAACCCCCGUCCGUCGGAGGGAAAUUUCUGGAAGACCCCUUGGAUCUUGAACACGGGACCCAGUGGCUACUCGGAUCUGGCUGUUUGCACAGGGGAAGAUCCCCUCUUCUUCGGCUGUUUGUUCGAAUGUGGAGCGUCGACGCCCAACGAUGAGAUCGCCUUCCAGCUGUUCAGUGGUUGCAAAACUCCUAAAAAGAAUUAAUUCCCUCCAAGCCGGGCCACUUUUGGGAAAAGUGCAGAGAAGAGCAACUAAGACGAUUAAAGGGCUGAAGGCAAAAACAUAGGAAGGAGGGUUGGAGUAUUUGG
Messenger RNA from Notechis scutatus (mainland tiger snake), 1248 nucleotides. NCBI's taxonomy places the organism in Eukaryota, Metazoa, Chordata, Lepidosauria, Squamata, Elapidae. The record is from RefSeq and is a predicted model, not a curated record.